Ctenocephalides felis (cat flea) is the source of this 1434-nucleotide messenger RNA. RefSeq names its product Bardet-Biedl syndrome 4 protein homolog. The transcript is spliced from 10 exons. Gene Ontology annotation, molecular function: protein binding. Gene Ontology annotation, biological process: cilium assembly; protein localization to cilium. The coding region runs from base 1 to 1434 and encodes 477 amino acids. Gene Ontology annotation, cellular component: ciliary basal body. The record is from RefSeq and is a predicted model, not a curated record. Lineage: Eukaryota; Metazoa; Arthropoda; Insecta; Siphonaptera; Pulicidae.
AUGCACACGGCGGAAAAAUUUAUUGGCAACGGAAAGCAAACGACCAAAUUGCCUGAGUAUACUAUGAAAGCUAAUAAAAAUUAUGCAGUACAAUCAACGCAAAACUUGGAAUGGCUCUUGUAUGAUAAAUAUGUACGUCGACAAUUCACCAUUUGCCGGCAAAUUAUAGCACAAACUUUGAAAGAAAAUGAUUGUCGAAGUGAAUACUGUUAUUAUAUACAGGGUCUGAUACUACGAGAAGAAAAUAAACUACAAGAAUCACUCAUCAGUUUUCAAAAAUGCAGCAAAUUGAAUUCCAAGAACGUUGAAAACAUCAAACAAGUUGCCAGAACAUUAUUUUUAUUGGGAAGAUAUCACUUAUCUCUAGAAACGUAUAAAGAGGCGGAAACACUGAUCGCCAGACCAGAUUGGGAAAUUUAUCACUAUAUAGCGGAGUGCAUGUUACGCGGUGCAGUGGGUUCCAGACAUGAAGCUCUGCAUUAUCUACGCCGUGCUGCACAAAACGGAAGACAAAUACAAUCUUACAGUUUGUUAGCCGAGCAGCUGAAACGGGAGAACGACUACGCAGCUGCUACGAGCGUCUACGAAUCGGCCCUAGAAGUUACCCCCGAUGGAGCUUGGCUUCAUGCUGAGUUAGGCUUGCUACUUUUAGAACAGGGCGAAACCCAAGCCGCAUUCGAACGUUUGGGCACGGCUGUGGCUUUGCGUCCUGACUGUGAAAGGGCUUUGUUGGCUGUAGCUUCGGUCAUGCAAUCACAUGGAGACUACGAUGCUGCCCUAGCUAAAUACAAAGUGGCUGCUCAAAACUGCAUAGAUAGCCCUGAAUUGUGGAAUAAUAUAGGAUUAUGUUUCUAUUACAAGGGCAAAAUCGUAACGGCACUUUCCUGUUUAUCCCGAGCUGCAAGAUAUUCUCCAUUAUCAGCUCCAAUAUUGUAUUCACUUGGCAUGGUGCUUUUGUCGGCGCAGCAGCCGGCGUCCGCUUUCGUUUAUUUAAGUGCUGCAGCUAAUUUGAGGCCCACUCAUGCACUUUCUUAUAUGCUCCUAGCAGUCGCCCUCCAACGGUUAGGAGACGACCAUAAUGCAGGGCUAGCUUUCGAAAGAGCUUAUGAGCUUUUCAAAACUUCAGAAAAACGAAAGGAUGAAAAUGACUUACUAGUACUUGUUAAUAGAGCCUUAUAUUUGACCUUGCAAAACAGCAUUGAUGCUGCUAGAGUUCACCUGCAGGAAUUUCAAAAGUUGUCGAGCAACAUAGAAGUUUCUGAAAAGGUGGAAAACAUCACAGCAAGUCUUGCUAUUGUUCUAAAUGUAAAGUCUAAAGAAAACAUCGAUUCCCAACUUGAUGAUUUUGUAGAAGAAUCAAAUACAGAUAAUAAUGUGAAUGCAAAUAUAGAAAAUGAAGAAGUUGCUCAUAUAUUUGGGGAAGAUGAAGUAUAA